Molecule: messenger RNA, 2296 nt
Organism: Solenopsis invicta (red fire ant)
Lineage: Eukaryota; Metazoa; Arthropoda; Insecta; Hymenoptera; Formicidae
Gene: Hpr1
Product: THO complex subunit 1
Exons: 9
Coding region: 144-2132 (662 amino acids)
Biological process (GO): regulation of DNA-templated transcription elongation; signal transduction; mRNA export from nucleus
Cellular component (GO): THO complex part of transcription export complex
Molecular function (GO): protein binding
Source: RefSeq, a predicted model, not a curated record
UGCACAUGGUCUGUUACUCCCUAAACUUAACCUUUUGCUAUCAUUCGGUCAUUGAAAGAGACGAAGAAUGUUUAAAAUCGGUUUACAUUAAAACUAAUUUUUAAUAAAAAAAAAUUGAAUCUGUGAUAAUACAAUCAUAGAUUAUGGCGAUGUUUGAAGCAUUGAGGAAGGAUUACAGUGAUUAUCUGCAGCAGCAUUUCAAGCUGUCAGAUGUCUCGUUGUUUCAAAAAAAGUGCAUUGAACGUUAUGCAAAUGAGAGCGACAGAAAAGCAGCAGUUGAUCAGGCACUUCGAGAUACUCUGCUGGUUGUACUGAUGGAAAAUGCAUCGGGUAAUGUGCGUUCUCUUGAAACCUACAUCACCUUCUGUAUAGAGCUAUGCAGGAAGGAUCUCGCAACGGCGAGCAUGCCAGUGAUGCUACUAGGUGAUAUCUUCGACUCAAUGACACUGGAUAGAUGCGAACAGUUAUUUACUUUUGUGGAAAACAAUGUCAAUGUGUGGAAAGAAGAGCUGUUUUUUACUGCUUGUAAAAAUAAUUUGUUGAGAAUGUGCAACGACCUGCUAAGGAGAUUAUCACGUUCGCAGCAAACUGUAUUUUGUGGUAGAAUUCUGCUGUUCCUUGCAAAGUUCUUUCCCUUCUCCGAGAGGUCUGGUUUGAAUAUUGUCAGUGAAUUUAAUCUGGAAAAUCACACGGAAUUUGGCGUUGAAAAAGCAGAGGAGGAUGAUUUAGAGCAGAUAACUAAAGAUGAUGAUAAAUUGGAAAGCAAGAUACCAAUUGAUUAUAAUUUAUAUAGAAAGUUCUGGGCUCUGCAAGAUUUUUUCAGAAAUCCAAAUCAGUGUUAUAAUAAAAUGCACUGGAAGGUUUUUUCAGCUCAUGCAUCUAAUGUGCUGUCAGCGUUUGCUUCUUUUAAAUUGGAAGAGCAACGUAGUUAUCCUACGACAUGCAUGAAGAUGGAUACUUCCACAGAAGGUUCCCACAAGGAAACGCACUAUUUUGCAAAAUAUUUGACCAAUCAAAAAUUAUUAGAGUUGCAGCUAUCAGACUCCAAUUUCAGACGAUAUGUAUUGCUGCAAUUUCUCAUUCUUUUCCAGUAUCUGAAUAGCACUGUAAAAUUCAAGGCCUUCCUUGCCAGUGGCUAUGAGACAAGUGAGACACACGAGCUCAAGCCAGACCAAGUUGAGUGGGUGAAGACUACUACCGAACAAGUUUAUACUCUACUGACUGAAACACCACCUGAUGGUCCAAUGUUCGCGGAGACAGUGAAAAACAUCCUGAAACGCGAGGAGCAUUGGAAUGCAUGGAAAAACGAGGGUUGCCCGCCAUUUAAACGACCGGCAUCAGAGGUUGGUGGUGACGAGCCGCGAAAAAUAAGGAAGCCAAAACGACGUAUUGGUGACAUGAUUAAAGAUGCGCAAGCGAUUGGCAAAUAUCACAUGGGAAAUCCAGAACUAACUAAAUUAUGGAACCUAUGUCCAAACAAUCUGGAGGCAUGCAAAUCUAAAGAUAGAGAUUUUCUCCCAUCUUUAGAAACAUAUUUUGAAGACGCUAUAAUGGAAUUGGAUCCUGCUGCAAUGGUCGAUGAUAAGUACAAGAAGGUUAACGAUGGUAACUUUGGUUGGAGGGCGCUAAGGUUGUUAGCAAGGCGAAGCCCACACUUUUUUGUUCACGGCAAUAAUCCUAUAAAUAAAUUGCCUGAAUAUCUCGAGGCAAUGAUAAAAAAAAUUGCCAAGGAUCGUCCACAGACACAGUCUGAUACAAAAUUGGAAACCGAAGAGACACCACCAUCUGAAUCUACCGAUCAAGAAUUUAACGAGGACGUUUUGAAGCAGGAAAGUGAGCAGGUAGAUGCCGAAAACGCUGACAUGAAAGCUAGAAAGUUGAAUAAAGUUACACCAGAAAUGGUGGCAAAAUUAUCGGAGAGUUUGAAAAAUGAUUGGAAAAAAUUAGCGACGAAAUUUGGUUAUACAAAUGAUGAGAUUGCGUUUUUCCAAAGCAAAGCAACUCCAUAUGAGCAAUGUAAGACUAUGCUUGAAAUAUGGGCGGAAGAGGACGAGGAUGCAUCUGUCGAGAAUUUAGCUUAUAUUUUAGAAGGUUUAAAGUACACAGAGGCAUUAACGAUACUAAAAUCUUAAAUAAUUUAAUUUAUUGAGUAGAAAUAUUAAUUGUGCAUCAAUCAGCAUGACAUACAAAACUGUAUCAUAUUUUAUCAUUUGUAAUAAAAUUUUCAACCUUUUCAUCAUAUAUAUAUGCAUUUUAGAUGGAAAUAAUAAAAUGAACUCUCGACUAUUUUGCUUAA